AUGACAAGUAAUUCAAGGAGAAAAUCCCACAAGAAAAACAAACAUAGUUCAAGGGAAUACUCAGAUGUCGACGAGGAUGUGAAGAUGAAAGAGAUGAAUGCUAGUAGCGAUGAUAAGGAAAAUGGGGUUUCAAUUAAGGAGUAUGCGACGCCUUCAAAUCGGCGGAAAAAGAAGACUAAUGGCGAGGAUGAGAAAAUUGAUAGUGCAAACUUAGAUGAUAAGAAGUCGAAGUCGAAGUCAAAUGAGUUCUUGAAACUUGUUGGUGAGUCUAAAAGCAUUAGUAUCAAGAAGGACGAUAUUUACAGUGCAAAUGUUGAUGAAAGUAAAGAUGAUAAAGAACCGAAGGAUAACGAUCGUAGGUCAGAAAGGGAAAAGAAAAAUAAUGAGUGGCCUGUAGAAGGAGUGCGAAACAUUGAAUUAGAAAUGGAGUAG
Molecule: messenger RNA, 432 nt
Organism: Lactuca virosa
Lineage: Eukaryota; Viridiplantae; Streptophyta; Magnoliopsida; Asterales; Asteraceae
Source: the annotation of a GenBank genome assembly